AUGGAAGUAAUUGGUAGUAUAGCCAAUGCGGUCGCAAUCGUUCAAAUUGCUGGGGCUGUGGCAAAGGUGGUUGGAGGCUACAUCAUAGAAGUCCACAAUGCUCGAGACGAUAUUCUUGCUUUACACUAUGCAGUCACCGAUCUUCAAAGUAUAGUUCAAGAUCUUCAGAAAUUUCUUCAAGAUGGCAAGAAUGCUCUUCAAACCUCUUCGCGCCUGGCUGACAGCAUUAAAAAGUGUCUCUGUGAUCUUCAGGAUUUGGAGAAAAAGCUAGGUGCAGGGAAAGGAAAGAGCCUGAUGAGGAAAUUUGGGCUGCGAUCCUUGAAGUGGCCCUUAAAGCGUCUAGAGGUAGAGGGACUCAUUCAGCGACUUGAGGGAUAUAAAACAUCAUUUGUGCUAUCAUUGCAGGUUGAUCAGACAUCCUUGAUCCUUGAUAAUGCUCAAAAUACGGAUCUUAGCAAGCUAGAGGUUGCAGCCGAGGCUGAGUAUGGCUCCUUCUCCGAUCGAGAGGAAGAAGAAUGCCUUCAAGGCACAAGGACUGAGCUUCUCAAGGAUAUCAUGGAAUGGACAAUGCUACCGUGCCGGAAGCAAAAAAUCAUCUUCUUGUUGAGUGGCAUGGCUGGGACAGGAAAGUCCACCGUAUCCCGGACAAUAGCAAAGGCACUCAAAGACAAUAACCGCUUGGGUGCAAGUUUCUUCUUCAAAAGAGGAGAAAAGGACAGGGGAAACGCCAAGAAACUCUUUCCAACGCUCAUCAAGCAACUUGUUCUUCAAAUUCCUGGGUUAGGCCCAGGCGUGCAGAAGGCAAUUCGCAAAGACCCGGAGAUUGGUUCAAAGUCGCUUGGCGAUCAAUUUGACAAACUGAUUCUUCAGCCAUUACUCGAGUUUGACAAGACUUGCCAAUCAUCCCAAUUGGUUGUGGUUGUAGUCGAUGCUUUAGACGAGUGUGACCAUAAUAACGAUAUCCGCACCAUAGUUCGUCUGUUUUCGCUCCUACAAGACGCACAUAAGGUCUGUGUCAAAGUGUUCAUGACAAGCAGACCGGAGCUACCUACUCGCCUUGGAUUCUCAGAUCUUGGAGACCAUAUCUACCAAGAUAUAGCACUCCAUGAGAUAUCCGAAGAGGUGACAGAACACGACAUACGUUUAUUCCUGAUUGACCAAUUCGCGAAAAUUAGAGCCGACAGGAAUGUUGCCAUGGAAUGGCCUGACUACGAAGUCAUACAGAGCAUGGUUUCAAUAUCGAUUCCAUUGUUUAUCUCUGCCGCUACUAUGUGCCGCUACAUUGAAAACUCAAAGCGUGAACCUAUGAGGCGGCUAAAAGAGCUCCUCCAAGACCAAACUCACUAUGUCACUAAAAUGGACAAAACUUAUCUCCCAAUUCUGAGGCAAUUGGUCGAUGACCAAGACGAUGAAGAUAAACAAGAACUGUUACAGGAAUUCUAUGGGAUCAUUGGAACCAUUAUUCUUUUGGAUACUCCAUUCUCAGUGAAUACACUUUCACGUUUCCUUAAUAUUGAGCCUGAUGUCAUUAUCAAUCAUUUAGAUUCCUUUCAGUCUGUGCUCAAUGUACCCAAAGACCCGGAUCUACCUGUCAGAACUCUUCAUCUCUCUUUCCGAGACUUCUUGGUUCAAUCGAAGAGCGAGUUCCGAGUGAAUGAGCCAGAAAAGCAUAGAGAGAUUGCUCUUCGUUGCCUCCAAGUUAUGCGAAAUCAUUUGAAAAGAAACAUGUGCGACUUGGAAGCAGGCACAGAAAGAACAGACAUUGAUUCCCAGUUCCUACAUCAAAUUUUUCCACCGGAGUUGAAUUACGCCUGCCAGCACUGGGUAUACCAUCUUGAACAGAGUGAAAUAAUGACCGCAGAUUCUGUAAUGGAUCUCAUAUUGUCCUUCCUGCAGGACCACUUUCUACACUGGAUGGAAGCAAUGAGUCUACAAGGGCUUGCACCAGAUAUGAUAGAGAUGGUCAAUCUUCUGCAAUUGAUUUUCAAAGACACCGCAUAUUCUACCCUAUCUCACUUUCUGCAAGACGCGAAACGCUUUAUUUUCAAGAACAGCCAGAUAGCUGAUAGAGCGCCUCUCCAGAUUUACUAUUCAGGGCUUAUAUUUGCGCCUCGAAACUCAAUUGUCCGGAAGCAGUUCGAUGCAGAUCUUCCUGAUUGGAAGUACCGUCUACCUGAAAGUGAAGGGUGGGGUGCGGAAUUACAGACACUUGAAGCCCCGCAAAAUCCAGCAACUGGAGUUGGGUCGGUGGAAUUUUCGCCUGAUGGUCGACUAUUGGCAUCUGGAUGGGACUACGCAGUCCGUGUUUGGGAUGCAUCGACGGGAAAGCUCCGACAAACAUUCGAAUGCCCUUCGGAGACCUUUCUGUCAGUGGCAUUCUCACCCGAUGGCCGGCUGCUCGCGUCUGGCUCUAUAGAGCACAAAGUGCGGCUAUGGGAUGUUCUCACAGGCACACUAGAAAAGAUACUUGAGGACCAUGUCGAAGAUCAAUCAGUUGAAAGCUAUUCUUCUGCUGUGGCCUUCUCACCCGAUAACGAGCUAUUGGCGUCUGGCGCGGAUAAUACAGUGAGGGUUUGGAACAUAUCAACUGGGGAACUCUUCCUCCUUGAAGGCCACUCGAAUGAAGUUUCCUCAGUAGCCUUUUCGCCGAAUAGCCGAUUCCUAGCCUCCGGCUCCCGCGAUAAAACAGUACGCCUUUGGGAUCUCUCGACGGGGAUGACAGAAUAUGUGCAAAUCCUUGAUCAUGGAGAAACAGAAGUUACAUCGAUAAGCUUCUCACCCGAUAGCCAGCUACUAGCGUCUUCUUCGGGCGACACUAUAUAUAUCUGGGAUGUAUCGAAAAAUCCAACUGUGCUCCAGAGGGUUCUCAAAGGUCAUAUUCUUGAUGUGGGAUAUGUGGCGUUCUCACCCUGUGGUCAGUUAUUAGCAUCUGCUUCUUCUGAUCUGAAAAUAAGGAUCUGGGACGUAUCGACGGGCACUCUGCGACAGAUGCUCGAGAGCAAGACACAUUCCUCUACAUAUUUGGCCUUCUCACCUAGUGGUCGACUUCUAGCGUCUUGCUGCAGUGAUGCCGCCAUUCGGCUCUGGGACUUAUCGAUAGACACUGUGCCUCUCGAGCGUCACUCGCAUUACCUUGUAGAAUCAGUUUGGUCAAUAGCCAUCUCACCUAGCACUCAAUUGAUAGCGACUGGCUCAUAUGGCCACAAAGUGAGCCUGUGGGAUUUACCGACAAACAAGCUGCAGCAGACACUUGAAGGCCAUUCAGAUGACGUUAUCUCAGUAGCAUUUUCAGCCGAUGGUCAGCUAUUAGCCUCUGGCUCCGUGGAUUACACAGUGCGUGUUUGGGACCUAUCAACAGGUACAGGCUUACUGCGGCAUGUAAUUGAGCCAAAUGUAUAUUGCAUUGAUUCGCUUGCAUUUUCACCUGACGGUCGACUACUGGCGUGUGAUUGUGGGGAUGUCGCAAUACGUCUUUAUAACACCGCAACAGGGAUACUCCAACAGAUCAUUGAACUGGAAGAGGCCUUCGUUUCUGAGUCUGAUGAAGGCAUGGAUCUCGAGUUUUCUCGGGACGGUUCGUGUCUAAUCACCACAUAUGGCGUUCUCGAUAUUCAGUCCGGAACUGAAAAGUCUGUUUCUAAAUCAAGCUGCACGAGUCGGGAAGUCUCUACUGAGCAAACGCAAUGGAUUACGGGCACUGUGGCUCCCCCCGAGCUUCGUUUCUCAACAAUAGCCGCGAAUGGAAAAUUGGUAGCUCUAGGCCAUUCAUCUGGAUUGGUUUCCUUCAUCGAUUUCAAUCCAUAG
Penicillium angulare is the source of this 3804-nucleotide messenger RNA. Its product is annotated as WD40-repeat-containing domain protein. The record is from RefSeq and is a predicted model, not a curated record. Bases 1 to 3804 code for a protein of 1267 amino acids. Gene Ontology annotation, molecular function: protein binding. NCBI's taxonomy places the organism in Eukaryota, Fungi, Ascomycota, Eurotiomycetes, Eurotiales, Aspergillaceae. The transcript is spliced from 4 exons.